AUGGAAGAGCAAAAUUUCACCAAAGUGAAGGAGUUCAUUCUUUUAGGGUUCACAGGCAACUUGCAGUUACAGGGCAUGCUUUUUCUGAUCUUCCUCAUAAUUUAUGUCUUCUGUCUCCUGGGAAACAUCACCAUGAUUUUUCUGAUCUGUGCUGAUUCUCAACUCCACACACCCAUGUAUUUCUUCAUUGGAAACCUGUCAUUCCUGGAUAUCUGCUAUUCAUCUGUCUUUAUCCCCAAAAUCCUCAUGACCUGCAUCUCUGAAGACAAAAGUAUUUCCUUUGAUGGCUGCUUGGCUCAGUUCUUCUUUGCUGCUGGACUUGAUCUUAGUGAAUGUUACUUGUUGGCUGCCAUGGCUUAUGACCGCUAUGUGGCCAUCACCAAUGCCCUGCUUUAUUCCCAGGCAAUGUCCUUGAGGUUAUGUGUCAGUCUUGUUGCAGCUUCAUAUUUUGGUGGCUUUCUUAACUCAACUGUUCUCACCAGCAAAACAUUUACCCUGAGCUUCUGUGGCAACAAUAUCAUCGAUCAUUUCUUCUGUGAUGUGCCCCCACUUGUGAAGCUGGCAUGUGAUGUGAAGGAGAGCUACCAGGCUGUGCUCUAUUUCAUACUGGCCUCCAAUGUCUUCACUCCCAUAGUACUUAUUCUUGCCUCCUAUCUCUUCAUCAUUAUUGCCAUUUUGAAUAUUCACUCUACUCAAGGUCGUCUAAAGGCUUUUUCCACUUGUGGCUCUCAUCUGACAGCUGUCACCUUGUACUAUGGUUCAAUUCUUUUUAUAUACUCUAGACCAAGCAGUAGUUAUGACUUGGAAUGGGACAAAGUGGUGUCUGUGUUCUAUACUGUGGUGAUUCCAAUGUUGAACCCUUUGAUCUAUAGCUUAAGAAAUAAAGAUGUAAAAAAUGGCCUUAGAAAAAUGUUGAAAAGGGCCAAGUUAUCUUAA
This is a messenger RNA of Choloepus didactylus (southern two-toed sloth), 936 nucleotides long. Its product is annotated as olfactory receptor 1013-like. The transcript has a single exon. Gene Ontology annotation, cellular component: membrane. The coding region runs from base 1 to 936 and encodes 311 amino acids. Gene Ontology annotation, biological process: G protein-coupled receptor signaling pathway; sensory perception of smell. Gene Ontology annotation, molecular function: odorant binding; G protein-coupled receptor activity; olfactory receptor activity. NCBI's taxonomy places the organism in Eukaryota, Metazoa, Chordata, Mammalia, Pilosa, Megalonychidae. The record is from RefSeq and is a predicted model, not a curated record.